AAGAAGCUAGAAAACAAAAGAAAUGAAACAAUCAGAUUUUGUUAAUAUGAAGUUCUCUCUAGCUCCAACACUUGUUCUUCUUGUCCUCCUCCUCCUUUACCAACACCACUCAUCGCCUUCAAACCUAAACUCAAACGUUCUCUCUUCAAUAUUCGUCGAUGCAACAUUCAUCGUUGCCCCGUCUCCUUCACCGUCUAUGUCCAUGGAGUUUAGUAUCGCCGCCUCAUCAAACUUUACAUUAACUUCGAGUCCUCAAAAUAAAGAAAAGACGAAGAAGAACAGAAUCGAGGAAGGUUUAGCGAAAUCAAGAGCGGCCAUACGUGAAGCCGUGAGGUUGAAGAAGUUUGCAUCGGACAUUAAGGUUGAAGAAACGUUCAUUCCUCGUGGAGCCGUUUACAGAAACGCUUACGCAUUUCAUCAAAGCCAUAUAGAGAUGGAGAAGAGAUUCAAAGUGUGGGUGUACAGAGAAGGAGAGACACCGUUAGUACACAUGGGUCCGAUGAACAACAUAUAUGGCAUUGAAGGCCAAUUCGUGGACGAGAUGGAGAGAGGGAUGAGCCCUUUCGCGGCUAGCCACCCCGAGGAGGCUCACGCCUUCCUGCUCCCCGUCAGCAUUGCCAACGUUGUUCAUUACCUAUACCGCCCGCUAGUUACCUACUCGAGGGAACAACUUCACAAAGUUUUUCUUGACUAUGUCAAUGUCGUGGCUCACAAGUAUCCUUAUUGGAAUAGAAGCCUCGGAGCCGACCAUUUCUUCGUUUCCUGCCAUGAUUGGGCACCAGACGUCUCGGGAUCAAAUCCUGAACAGUUAAAAAACCUGAUAAGAGUUCUCUGCAACGCCAACACAUCAGAAGGUUUCAUUCCCCAACGAGACGUCUCAAUCCCGGAGAUCAACAUCCCCCGAGGCUACCUGGGACCACCUCGGUUAUCCAACUCUUCCGGCCAUGACCGACCCAUCCUUGCGUUCUUUGCAGGUGGCUCACACGGCUAUAUCCGCAAGAUUCUACUGCAGCAUUGGAAAGACAAAGACGAGGAGGUCCAAGUCCACGAGUACUUAGCCAAACGCAAAGAUUACUUCAAGCUCAUGGCCAAGGCAAGGUUUUGUCUCUGUCCUAGUGGCUACGAAGUGGCUAGCCCUCGAGUUGUUGCUGCUAUUAACUUAGGUUGCGUCCCUGUCAUCAUCUCUGAUCACUACUCCUUGCCCUUCUCAGACGUUCUUGACUGGACUAUGUUCACCAUUCAUGUUCCCUCUGAGAAGAUCCCUGAGAUCAAAACCAUACUAAAGAACGUAUCCUGGAGACGCUACAGGGUGCUGCAGAGAAGGGUUUUGCAGGUCCAGAGACAUUUCGUGCUCAACAGACCGUCUCAACCGUUUGACAUGCUUAGAAUGCUUCUUCACUCUGUUUGGUUGAGAAGACUUAACCUGAGGUUGCCUUUGUGAUUCUACAUACUCUGUUUUUUGGGGAAUGAAAAUUGGUAUAGAACAAGAACGUGAACGGUACAUCAUCAAAAGUAGCUACAACAAUAACCAAAAGUUUACAUAUAAUAAAUUACGUAAUACAGAUUUUAAGACUGUUUCUGUAUAA
Molecule: messenger RNA, 1586 nt
Organism: Capsella rubella
Lineage: Eukaryota; Viridiplantae; Streptophyta; Magnoliopsida; Brassicales; Brassicaceae
Product: probable glycosyltransferase At5g20260
Exons: 4
Coding region: 23-1441 (472 amino acids)
Molecular function (GO): glycosyltransferase activity
Source: RefSeq, a predicted model, not a curated record